This is a messenger RNA of Nerophis lumbriciformis (worm pipefish), 1512 nucleotides long. The record is from RefSeq and is a predicted model, not a curated record. Lineage: Eukaryota; Metazoa; Chordata; Actinopteri; Syngnathiformes; Syngnathidae.
AUGGGGGGAGUUAGCGAGGGGGACGACGUGCUAGCCAGAUGGAGCGACGGGCUCCUCUACCUGGGCAACGUCAAACGGGUGGACGGUGUCAAGCGCUGCUGCCUGGUCAGAUUCGAGGACAACUCCGAGUUUUGGGUCCUGAGAAAAGACAUCCACUCCUUCACAGCCGGUGUGGAGGAAGUGUGUUGCAUCUGUGAGGCCCCGCCUCUUAAAGAGCCCCUCGUAAAUUGUCUGAAAUGUCGCCACGGUUAUCACGCCGAGUGCCACACGCCCUGCAUCGAGGUCCAUGAUGACGACGAAUCGUGGAUCUGUCGCCAGUGCGUCUUCGCCGUCGCCACAAAGAGAGGCGGCGCCAUUAAACGAGGCCGCUUCGCCCGCCUGAUGCACUUGAUGAAGCUGCGGCUGCCCUAUCAGCUGACGUCUUUGGACUGGGACGCGCAGCAUCUGUCCAAUCAGCAGCAGUGCUACUGCUACUGCGCUGGACCCGGAGAGUGGAACCUGAAGAUGCUUCAGUGUGGAAACUGCGGCCAGUGGUUCCACGAGGCCUGCACUCAGUGCCUGACCAAGCCUCUUCUCUACGGCGACAGGUUUUAUCAGUUCCAGUGCUCGGUGUGCAACAAAGGAGCGGAGACUGUCAAACGACUCCCCAUGAACUGGGUGGACUUGGCCCACUUGGUGCUGUACCACCUGUCUCUGUGCUGCAAGAGGAAGUAUUUUGAUUUCGACCACGAAAUCUUGUCCUUCACCAACGAAAACUGGGACUCCUUGCUCCUGGGCGCGCUGUCGGACACGCCGAGACAAGAGCGAUGCCAAAAGCUGCUGGACGCCCUCAACUCCCACAAGGACCGAUUCGUGUCCGGGAAAGAGAUCAAGAAGAAGAAGUGUCUUUUCGGGCUUCAGGUUCGAGCCCCGCCGCCGCCCACGUCCGAUUCUUCUCCUCUGGUCACCGAAACGCUACUCGACAUCUCCCACCGACGAAGCCCGUUGUCGCUCCCCUGCCAGAGGAGGUCGUCCGGGACCGAGUCACGCAAAUUAAAGCACCGCCUCAUGGAGACGCAGGUUUGUCCGCCCCCCGUUUCGUCCCAGCCCGUCCAGAUAAUGCCGUGCUGCCGCGGCUACGCCGGAGGAGACGGCCUAUUCGCCCCCGGGAACCCCGAAGAGGAGCUCCACCUCAGUCCACCCCCGAAGCGGAUGUACGCGCUAUACCACACGGCUUACGGCAGAAACACGGCGCUCUCCAGAGGACUCCAUCACGCCAACAGCACGGACGACGGCUGGAGAGUCCCGUACGUCACAGAUGCCGGUGAACACCCGGUGGGACAAAAGCAAGCUGAAUCCUCCCCGCCGGACGCAGUAACGUUGACAGACGCGGCCAGUGGCGCCGCGGGGGAGGACAACGCACUUCCCAGGAGCUGGGGCGGCGGCGAGGCGGUGAGGAUCCUGGCCCGACGGGUCACGCCGGACGGGAAGGUGCAGUACCUGGUGGAGUGGGACAACGUGGGCUUGUACUGA